This is a messenger RNA of Rotaria socialis, 1161 nucleotides long. The record is from the annotation of a GenBank genome assembly. NCBI's taxonomy places the organism in Eukaryota, Metazoa, Rotifera, Eurotatoria, Philodinida, Philodinidae.
AUGCGAGACUCGCUUUUUUCCGCAACACUUAUCACAACCAGAAAUAUUAGUACCGGUGGACAUUCAAUAAGUAUCGAAGGAGAAAUUCAUCAUCUUCAUGCUCCUUCGAUUGCAAAACAAGAGAUUCGAGUAUUUAGAGCACAAGUUAAGCGACGUGUUCGCGAAGAAUUAACACCAGUUACUCUGCUUAUUGAACAAGAAAUGAGAAAGAUAAAUUUAUCUUCAGAGGCACAGCAACUAUUAACACAUCCACAACAUAUGAAAGCUGCUUUUAGUCGAGAACGUCAUAAAUGUAUUCCAAAUAUUCCACAAUCUUUAGAUUUUAUCAUUCCACAUAUGUAUACAUUGACACGUGGAUUCGAACGUUUUCUCUUAAAUGAUAAAACUACGGUUAGCGGUGGCCGCUUACUUAUAUUCUCAUCAAAUACACAACUGGACGAGUUAUUUAAAUCAUCUUAUGUUUUCUGCGAUGGUACAUUUUCUACAGUGCCAUUGAUCUUUAAUCAGCUUUAUACUUUUCAUGGAUAUAGAAGAAAUGAAGUAUUUCCAUGUGCAUUUGCGUUGCUUGGAGAUAAGAAAACGUCCACUUACAUACAGAUGAUAGAAGAUUUGAAAACAGCAGCUAUCUCUAUGGGAACUAAAUUUGAACCACUUGUAUUGAUGUCAGAUUUUGAAACAUCGUUAAUCAAAGCAUUACCAACAACUGAGCAUAAAGGAUGUUUUUUCCACUUCAACCAGAGUCUUCAUCGACGCCUGGUUAGUGAAGGACUAGCAGUAGCGUAUCGUGAUGAAGAGAAAGUACGUAAGUGGUCAAAGUAUACUAUGGCUCUUGCAUUACUACCACCUAAUGAAACUGAAAAUGCUUUGCAAUUGAUCAAGUUAGGUGCACCCAAAAGAAUGAAAAAAUUUGUACAAUAUGUACAAGAUUUUUGGUUUAACAAAAUAGGAGUAAACAUGUGGAAUGUAAAUGAUCUCAAGUUUAGAACGAAUAAUGCAUGUGAAUGUGGAGCUCAUGAUUUCAAAUUAAGUCGUUCGAAAAACACAAAAAUGGCUGAACAGAAAUUAGCUGAAAUAAAGCAGGCAUACGAAACUGGACGUUUACCACUUGAACAACAUUUAGAUUUAUUGGCUGAUUUUGUUGUUGGAAAGAAAACAACUUGA